CAAUAACCUCGGUCAAGAUACGUUUUGAAUGAAACAGUCCUGUGUUACUGAUCGUUGAAGGCAUCUGUGUUGUGAACGAAAAAAAUAGUUAAAAUGGUAGACGUGGACCACUGGCUAACAUCGAACAGAGAAGAAGUAUUAAAAGUUUCUUUGGAAAGUUUGGGAAGAACAGAUGAAGAACUGAAGGAAUAUGUUAGUAUAUUAACAGAAUGGUUGGAAACACAACCACAUCUUCCAGAGAAACCAAGUGAAAACGUGAUAAUCAACAUUGUAUUGAUGAACAAGUUCAGUAUUGAGAAAUGUAAACAGCGUCUUGAUAUGUAUUAUACAAUAAGAAAUUUACUCCCCGAAAUAUAUGGAAAAAUGGAUUCUAAAAUGACGAUGAAAAUUGCAGAUGAUAUAUUAUUUUUUCCAUUACCAAAGAGAACUGUAGAACAAGAUCGAAUCAACAUAGUGAAACUGAAGGAUAUUGAAACCAAUGAUUUUGAUAUCUAUACUUGGAUGGGAUACUGUUAUAACGUCUUAGACUUGAGACUCAGCGAAGAUAUUUGCACAGCUGAAAUCAUUGUUAAUGAUCUGGAGUUUUUCAAGUUAUCACACAUCACGAAAAUCACUCCAGUUCAUAUAAAAAAAAUAGUUAUGAUAUUAGAGAAAGUCUACAGUAAUAGGAUAAAGCAAUUCCACUUCGUGAAUUGUCCUCCGUUUGCGUAUAAUAUAUUGAAUUCUGUUAAGUCACUCAUGAAACCAAAACUGGCUGCUAGGAUAUUUUUCCACGAAGAUUGUUCGAAAAUUGGAGACAUUAUACCUCUAGAAGUAUUACCUAAGGACUAUGGAGGUUCAGAGUUGUCUCUCUAUGAUCUGAACGAGUUGUGGAAGAAGAAACUGGAACAGUACAGUGCUAGAUUUAACAACCUUUCAAAGAUGAAAACCAAUGAAAUUCUUAGACCAUCACCUCUAGUCAAUGACGAAGUGCUCGGAUUCCAUGGGAACUUCAGAAAACUGGAGAUGGAUUAACAAAUACAGAUCAAUUCCAUCAUUUAGAAAAAAAAAAUUCAUUUUGAAUAUUACUCAAUCAAGAAAAUAAAAAUUUCUAAACAAAAUC
Messenger RNA from Leptinotarsa decemlineata (Colorado potato beetle), 1102 nucleotides. Its product is annotated as retinaldehyde-binding protein 1. NCBI's taxonomy places the organism in Eukaryota, Metazoa, Arthropoda, Insecta, Coleoptera, Chrysomelidae. Gene Ontology annotation, cellular component: membrane. The record is from RefSeq and is a predicted model, not a curated record. Gene Ontology annotation, molecular function: phosphatidylinositol bisphosphate binding.